UUAGGUUAGGGUUAGCUGUUCGCUAGUAGGGAAGGCGCGACGCGGUGGAUUCUUGUUCUUCUUCUUUUUCUUCUUCUUCGAUUUCUUCUCGCAUGCCAGUGGCUAGUCAAGAUUUCUAGGUGAAGUGUGAAGUCAGCCACGAUCCAAGCAGGAAGAAUGGAGCUGCUAUAUAAGCGCCAGAGGAUUGCUGCGAGAUUUCUUCUCCAGGCAUGGCCAUGGAUCGUCUUCUCGUGCCGCUACGCAUUCUUUUCCUUGUUCUUGCUUGGGCAGUGGAUGGACAGGCCGAGCAAGGAGGAUUUGCGGGGUUCCCAGGAUUUAUUCCGCCACAGCUUGGCGCUGGAUUCUUUCCGGGAGCUGGCGGUGCGCAGGAGUUUCCUCCUUUGAUCCCAGAGAUCACCAUUCCGAUUCCCAAGAUCCCGGAGAUCCCCAGCAUUCCACAGAUUCCAAGGAUUCCAGAGAUUCCGAUCGUUCCAAAGGUCCCGCCGAAGGAAGUUCCAGUCGUUCCAGAAGUUCCAAAGGUUCCAGAGGUUCCAGUAAUUCCAGAAGUUCCAAAGGUUCCGGAGGUUCCCAAAGUUCCAGCAGUUCCAAUCAUUCCCAAGGUACCGGAGGUUCCUCCAGAAAUACCUACAGUUCCAGAAAUUCCACCCAAAGUGCCAGAAGUUCCCAAAGUUCCAGAAGUUCCCGUUCCAAAGGUUCCGGAGUAUCCAGUAGUUCCGGAGAUUCCUUCCAAGCAGCCGGUCCCCGAAGUUCCAAAGGUUCCGGAGUAUCCAGUAGUUCCCGAGAUUCCUCCCAAGCAGCCGGUCCCCGAAGUUCCAAAGGUUCCGGAGUAUCCAGUAGUUCCCGAGAUUCCUCCCAAGCAGCCGGUCCCCGAAGUUCCAAAGGUUCCGGAGUAUCCAGUAGUUCCGAAGGAGCAAGUUCCAAAGUUUCCAGCCAUCCCGGGUUUACUUCCCGGUGGCAUGAUACCGAGGCCUGGCGUGGGAGGCUUUCCAUUCCCAGCAGGACGGGGUUUUCCAUUCCCAGGAGGACGACCAUUUCCAUUUCCCGGUGGUGCUACUUCUGCGGAGAUGGGAGUUGCUGUGUUGCGGCCUGGCUUCUACAAGGAGAAGUGCCCCGCUGCCGAGUCUAUCGUGAAGAAAGUCUUGCAGCAGGCUGUGGAAAAGGAUUCUAGAACUGCUGCAAACAUUCUCAGGCUUCAGUUCCACGAUUGUUUCGUUCUGGGAUGUGAUGCUUCCAUACUUCUGGACGAUACGCAUACUUUCAAAGGAGAAAAGACCGCCAAUCCCAACAGGAACUCGGCUCGUGGCUUCGAAGUCAUUGACGAGAUCAAGGCUGCUCUGGAGAAGGAAUGCGAGGGUGUUGUUUCUUGUGCCGACGUUCUCGCCAUUGCUGCACGGGACUCGGUCGUCCUGACUGGAGGCCCGUCGUGGGAAGUUCAUCUUGGUCGUCGAGACAGCCUGACUGCGAGCCGCAGCCUGGCCAACAGAGACAUCCCGCCUCCCAACUCGACGCUUCCGCAGCUCAUCGCCGCGUUUGCCAAGAAGGGCCUGUCCAUCGUGGACUUGGUAGCACUGACGGGCUCUCACACCAUCGGCGUGUCACGCUGCGCCAGCUUCCGGCAGCGCCUCUACAACUUUGCGGGAACUCGUCGGCCAGAUCCGAGCAUCGACCCGGCGCUCCUCCGCAGCCUCGAGCACAUUUGUCCUCCCAAAGGCAACGCGCAGGAGACGACGCCUCUGGACAUCGUCACUCCCACCAAGUUUGACAAUCACUUCUUCGUCGAUCUGGAGCUUCACAAGGGUGUUCUUACGUCGGACCAGGUGCUGUUUGCGCCGUAUGCUCCCACCAGCGCACUGGUUACGGCAUUUGCCUACGACCAGGCAAAGUUCUUCCAGGAGUUUGUAGCGUCCAUGGUGAGGAUGGCUGCCAUCAAGCCGCUGCUGGGAUCGGAGGGCCAGAUCAGGAAGGAGUGCCGGUUCGUCAAUCACAAGUACUGAAGCAGGGUUUUAGUUGCUCUAGCGUUUUUAGCUUUUGAUUCAUUCAUUCUUCCAAGUAAGUACUAAGAUUUUGUGAAGUGAAUCCUUUUAGAUUAAAAGAAGAAAAAAAGUAGAAUGCAUUUUCUUGAUUC
Messenger RNA from Selaginella moellendorffii, 2125 nucleotides. RefSeq names its product peroxidase A2. The transcript is spliced from 3 exons. NCBI's taxonomy places the organism in Eukaryota, Viridiplantae, Streptophyta, Lycopodiopsida, Selaginellales, Selaginellaceae. Bases 210 to 1994 code for a protein of 594 amino acids. Gene Ontology annotation, biological process: hydrogen peroxide catabolic process; response to oxidative stress. Gene Ontology annotation, molecular function: heme binding; peroxidase activity. The record is from RefSeq and is a predicted model, not a curated record.